AUGGUCGAAAAUAAAGAAAUAUGGGAUGAUUUACUUAUGUGGGCGCCGACCAUUCGUAAAAAAGACGAACAGCUACAGAAAAAAAAACCAGUUCACGAUGAGGCAUUACCACCCAUGCGCAAACCAGCUCAUCUUGUAAUUGACAAGCUCACCAAAACUAUUGGUCUCGACAACUAUGCAAAAACGAGAAAGUCAACUAUACGAAGCGAAUUAUCAUCGCCACCAGCGUCUCCUGCUGCUGCUGCUCCAGAAAAAACAACGAAUUUAGAGGGCAAAGCUACAGCUGAAAAAGAAAGAGGCAAUGCAGCAUUCCAAAAGCAAAACUUUGAACUAGCAAUUUCGCAUUACGAGCGUGCUAUCCAGUUAGGCAAAGGCGGACCGAAAGAAACUCUGGCCGUGUACCAUACCAACCGAGCCAUGGCCUACCUCAAAAUAUCCAAAUAUUCGGAAGCAGAACACGACUGUACGAAAGCACUCGAACUGCAACCACGUAGCCUAAAGGCGGCUUGGCGACGCGGUAUUGCACGACGCGAGCAAGGUCGAUUAGAUGAAGCACGGCAAGAUUUCGAAAAGGCGUUAGAGAUCGAGCCAGGAAACAAAGUAGUUCAAGAAGAACUGAAAACACUGCCAUCCAAAUCUAAACCGUCGUCGUCAUCGUCAUCCAAACCUCAACCAGCCAAGCAGACGACAGAUCCAAAAACAGCUGAAAAGCCUAAAGCCGAGCCAGCAGCAGUUGCACCAAAAGCUGAUAAAGAGAAGAACAAAAAGCCUAGUGUGGAACGUAAAAGAUUACCGAUCAAGAUCGUCGACGAAGCGUAUUCUACAGUUGAUACCACCAUCACUGAACCCACAUCAUCCGCAAAUGCAACCACAGCAGCAACAGCAGCAACAGAAACAGCAGAACAGCCGAAGGAGAAGGGAUCCCACAUUGGUAUCCAAGAGAUCGCUGAGCAGGAUAAGCAAAAGACUCCCACAGCUGUCACAAUCAAAGAGGUCGAGGAAAAGAAGCCCAAGCUUCCACCGUUGAAAGUUGGUGUGCCAAAGACAAACUUUGAGUUCGAACGGGAUUGGAAAGCAUGUCGUCAUCGUGGAUCGGACGUGCUGUAUGAAUAUUUUGAGUCGAUUCCGCCGUCGUUGUAUGCAACCCUGUUUCGAUCCUCGUUGGACUCAGAUCAGUUUGAACAGAUGCUGGAUCUGCUGGAAAGCCAUUAUACAAAGUACAAGACCGAAAAGGAAAUAUAUAAUGUGUUGCAAGGCUUGAGCCAAGUCCGUCGGAUCGAUAUGUUGGUCAUGUUUCUAGGAAGCAACCAUAAGCAAGUUCUGCAACGGUUGUUUGCGCGCAUGAAGGACAAGGUGGAUCAGACCGCAUUGGCAAAGACAGCCAAAACCUAUGGUGUCAAAUAA
Zychaea mexicana is the source of this 1404-nucleotide messenger RNA. RefSeq lists its product as uncharacterized. The coding region runs from base 1 to 1404 and encodes 467 amino acids. The record is from RefSeq and is a predicted model, not a curated record. NCBI's taxonomy places the organism in Eukaryota, Fungi, Mucoromycota, Mucoromycetes, Mucorales, Lichtheimiaceae. The transcript has 9 exons. Gene Ontology annotation, molecular function: protein binding.